Messenger RNA from Juglans regia (Persian walnut), 1646 nucleotides. Its product is annotated as UPF0481 protein At3g47200-like. The record is from RefSeq and is a predicted model, not a curated record. NCBI's taxonomy places the organism in Eukaryota, Viridiplantae, Streptophyta, Magnoliopsida, Fagales, Juglandaceae. Bases 184 to 1536 code for a protein of 450 amino acids. The transcript is spliced from 2 exons.
UUAGAAAAAAAAAAGAAUCAAUUAUUGAAUCUUGACUAGUACAUGCCCUGGUCCUCUAUCUCUCUUUCUCUGUGACUAGACUUUGAUUGGAUUUUGAUCUGCAAUUUCAGAGGAUAACACAUAUAUGCAUCAUCGUGGCAAUGGCCAGCUGAUCCCCUACUACUACCACCUGAACAUCUGAUCAUGACAGAUUCCAACAGAAGCAAUCAAGAUUCUACCCAGAUUAUGGAUGUAGAAGGAAUUGCAUCUUCCAUUCAAGGAAAGCUUGACCAAUAUCUACCACCACCAAUAUCUCAGUGUUCCAUAUUUAAAGUGCCAAAUAUGCUACGCAGGGAUAAUGAAAAGGCUUUCACGCCGGAGGUAGUUUCGAUCGGUCCAUUUCACUGCAACAAUAUGCAGCUGCGAGAAAUGGAAAAUAAUAAGCUACAGUAUUUGAAAUGCCUCCUCAAUCGAACUGGAACUACGGAAUUGAAGAGCUUGGUAGAAGCCAUCGAUAGGAUUGAGCAGGAUUGCCGUGACUGUUAUGCAGAAGUGGUUGAUCUUAGAAGAGACAAAUUCAUAGAGAUGAUGGUGAUUGAUGGUUGCUUUAUCCUUGAAUUCCUCUACAGAUAUCAGGAAAAACGGUGCGUGGAUGAUCCCGUGUUCAACACGUCAUGGAUGCCAAGGAAAAUAGUAGCAGACUUGCUUCUACUUGAGAAUCAACUUCCUUGGUGCGUGCUCGUCUGUUUGUUCAACCUCAUCACGACCAACGACUCAACAACAACUGAGUACCAGAACUCCCUACUUAAUGAUCUUGUUGCCAUUCCUUUUUCGACGGAGUACAGAAUAUUCUAUUACUCCCAGCACCGCAACAGGCUUGGAACACACAAGCAUUUACUCGAUUGCUUCCGAAACUCUUUAGUUGGAUCUCCGCCUAAAAAUCGGCCUGAUCAAUCUCCGCCUGCAAGCUCCGUACACCGAAAGUGGAUACCAAUUAAGUCCGUGACGGAGCUUUUGGACUCGGGAGUUGGUUUCUUUCCUGCUCCAGGCGGAGGAAACUUCCUCGAUGUAAAGUUCGAAGAAGGCCGCAAAAUGAAAAUGCCAGCAAUAGUUAUAGAGGAGAACACAGAAUCUUUGUUUAGAAACCUCAUCGCAUUUGAGCAUUGUGAUCCCAGUAAAGGCUAUGAAAUCACGUCUUAUGCUUCUCUUUUGAAUUGCCUGAUUAAGUCUCCUGCAGAUACACUUUAUCUCAAAACAAAGGAUAUUCUACAAAUUAUUCGUUCGAGCAAUAAGGACAGGGCAAGUUUCUUAAAGAGGCUGCUUUAUAAUAAUGAUACCAGUUUCCAUGGUUUUCUCUACUCAGACCUCUGCCAAGACGUGAACAAAAUUUGUUUCGACAGAAAGAGGGUAUGGUUAGCACGUCUUAAGCGCUAUUAUUUUAACGAACCAAAGGAGUUUGUUAAUUUCGUUUAUGGAGUCGUCCUUUCUUUGUAUCUUUCCCUUGUACAAACAGUUUUUGCUAUCCUCUCCUACGAGGCUUCUAAAUCAGCCAAGUAAAUUUAGUUGAUCUCAGUGUGUAUAGCCACUGCUUUCACAAAAUAAACCAGCCCUUGCUCUGUUUUUAAACCCAUUCAACUCAUCACACUGUUUGGGCCGGAGAUACCCUA